AUGCAACACGAUGACUCGCACAUUUAUAUCAGCCAUUUGACACCAAAAGAGCAUGGGAAAUUAAUUAAUUUAGUCGGUAGAAAGUGUUCAGUUAGAGGGAAACUUAACGGUAAAACGUCAGACGUUUUAUGGGACAUGGGUGCCCAGGUAUCAAUCGUUUCCGAAAAUUUUGUUAGCAAAACCUUUCCAAACAUUCCGAUUCGAGAUGUUAGUGAACUGCUAGAAUGUGGUCUAACACUGACAGCAGCUAAUGGUAGUAAGAUACCAUACGUGGGAUGGGUUGAAUUAAAGUUUCAAGUCCAAGAUUCUGCAAAUGAAGUUUCUGUACCCUUUUUGGUAACCCGAGAAAACUUAGAACUACCUUUAGUAGGUUUUAAUGUUAUAGAACACAUGAUCAACUCGGGAACACUUCAGGAGAACGAUAUUCUAACCAGUUUUGUCGGGAUCAACACCCACAACGCAGUGACGUUGCUGGACUUGGUGAAAGAGAUAAAUCAUGGCGAACUAUGCCUUGUGAAAACUCCCAAAAAGGACACUGUUAUACCUCGAGGACAAGUAGCAAAAAUACGUUGUAGAGUGAACACUGGACCCCUGAGCAGUGCUCUCACUUUUAAGGAAUUAUCCUUAAAAAUAGGAAUUUUGAAGAGUUUUAAGGAUUUUUUUAAGGAAUUUAGGUUUUUGAGGAUUUUUUUAAGGAAUUUCCAAAACAUUUUAUCCUGGACUAAAAACGUUUUAACGGAGAAUAACCACGCCACGCAAAUGAGAUUUAAACUUGAAAGUAGCAACAUUAUAUGCACAUAAUUACAUAUAUUCGUAUGUUCUCUAUGUUGUAAAUGUACAUAUGCUGUUUCUUCUGAAAUCUACAGAUUUUCUAAGUUCUCAGGGCCCUAGCGACCGGGGGAGGGGGGAGGGAGGGUGCAACACCCCUAAUAUUGCUCAUGAACAAUUUCAGGUAGAUAUCCUGUAGAUUUUCAGGUAAAUUCAGGUAAUUCUCAGGGCAUAAAAAAGUGAACUCUCUAAUCUGAAUUGGAGUUAACAAUCAAACAAACUAAAGACGUUGAGACGUGUUGUGGCAGGGAGACAAUUGCGAAAUACCCUUUCUGACGAUCUGGAGACUCCAAAUUUCCAAAAUUUUCUCAAUUUCCCAUUAUAAACUGAAAGUAGCAAUACUUAUCUUCAUUGUUAGGCAAUACUAAAAUAUUGGGUAGGAAAGACUCUAAAAAUGCCAUUUCCGACGGUCUAGAAACUUCAAAUUUUUAAAAAAUAUGGUUUUAAAGAACGUUCAGUUCGAAAAAUUCAGGUAAAUCAGGUGAAAAAAACACUUUUUGCAACUCUGUGAUCAGGCCUUGUAGUAAUUUUACCAAUUUAAGGAAUUUUAAGGAAAUCUGAGGAAUUUUCGAGCUUUUUCUAAGGAAUUCGAAAAAUUGAUUGUGAGAGCACUGCCCCUGAGCUAACUGACACCAGUCCUAUUUGAAGCAGAUGAGAAUAGUCACUGGCCAGGAGGCCUACAAGUUUCCGAUAAUUUAUUAACAGUUAAAGCGGGUAAGGCGAGCAAGAUCGAAGUAGAAAUAAGGAACACUACAAAACAUGAUAUAAGUCUAAAAAGUCGGACAGUUCUCGGUCGCUUGCAAUUAGUUCAGUCAGUUACCCCUGUAGAAGUGACACUGAAAACCGCUGACCCAAAGUCCCGAAUACCUCCAAGUACGAAAUCAACUGAUGACGUCUCAGAGGACAAAAUUCGAGGUAGCACAUCCAACCAUCUGCCUGCUCACCUUAAAUUAAAGAAAUCGACCUAAGUCAACUCACCAAUGAACAAAAGAAAGUUGCUGAACAACUACUCAUCGAGCAAGCUGACGCUUUCGCCCAGAGUGAUGAUGACGUAGGAAGUAUACCAAACCUUCAAAUGAACAUCCACCUGAACGACAAAACCCCAGUUCAAAAGAACUAUGUUGCUGUCCCUCGACCAUUGUAUCCCGAAGUGAAAGCUUAUAUCGAAGAUAUGUUAAACAGGAAGUUCAUUCGGAGAUCAAAUUCGUUGUGCAGUUCCCCUGUAGUGUGCGUUCGAAAAAAGGAUCAAAGUCUACGAUUGUGCGUCGACUAUCGCGAGCUCAACCGAAAAUCAGGGGUAGAUCGUCACCCAAUCCCGCGCAUUCAAGAGACUCUAGAUAAUUUGGGUGGCAAUUCCUGGUUUUCAGUUCUCGACCAAGGCAAGGCGUACGUACCAUCAAGGAUUCUUACAGCCUGAAAGCCAACCACUCACCGCUUUUAAAACGCCUUGGGGACUUUACGAAUGGAUCAGAAUCCCGUUUGGAUUAUCAAACGCACCUGCUACCUUCCAACGCUUUAUGGAAACAACCUUAGCUGAUUUACGAGAUGAAAUCUGUGUUCCCUAUAUAUUUGGACGAUAUCAUCGUCUUCAGUGCGUCGUUUGAUGAUCAUGUCAGACACCUGCGACUUGUUCUCGAGCGGCUCAAAGAAAACGGAGUUAAAUUAAAGCCAAAGAAAUGUACGAUCUUUAAGAGAGAAGUCGUGUUUCUCGGGAAAAUCGUCUCCAAAGACGGCUACAAACUCGACCCUUUCACCAUUGCUCCCAUUUUCUGCAUGCAAGAACUCCACCUAAGACGGUAAACGAGGUUCGCAAACUAAUGGGAUUUCUAAAUUAUUACAGAAGCUACAUCGCAAACUUUUCCGCUAUGGCAAAGCCUAUCUACGAUCUCGUGAAAACGUCUGAGGGUGGUACUAACGGUGUUUCCGCCAAACACAAGAAGAAUGCAAGCCAGAAAGUGUCAUGGACACAAACCCAUCAGGCCGCUUUCGAGCAACUCCUUUCUCAUCUAACCCGUGCCCCAGUGAUGGCGUACCCAGAUGCUACACGCCCGUACAUACUCCACACUGAUGUGUCCGAAACUACACGCCCGUACAUACUCCACACUGAUGUGUUCUCCGCGUAA
Molecule: messenger RNA, 2951 nt
Organism: Paramuricea clavata
Lineage: Eukaryota; Metazoa; Cnidaria; Anthozoa; Malacalcyonacea; Plexauridae
Source: the annotation of a GenBank genome assembly